Pestalotiopsis fici W106-1 is the source of this 1704-nucleotide messenger RNA. RefSeq lists its product as uncharacterized. Gene Ontology annotation, cellular component: beta-galactosidase complex. Gene Ontology annotation, biological process: carbohydrate metabolic process. Gene Ontology annotation, molecular function: beta-galactosidase activity. The transcript is spliced from 2 exons. Lineage: Eukaryota; Fungi; Ascomycota; Sordariomycetes; Amphisphaeriales; Sporocadaceae. The coding region runs from base 1 to 1704 and encodes 567 amino acids. The record is from RefSeq and is a predicted model, not a curated record.
AUGGUCACAGAGAACGCAGCGCAGAUUCCACGGAUUGUAGAUCUGGACGGUCACAGGCAGCUACAUGUUGGAGGGAAACCUUUUCUUAUCCUGGGUGGUGAGUUGCAAAACUCGUCAUUUACAAGCGCCGAGUACAUGAGGCCAGUCUGGCAACGCCUGAUCGACAGCCACAUGAACACGGUGCUAGGAUGUGUUACUUGGGAACUCAUUGAACCUGUCGAGGGUGAAUUCGAGUUCAGGGAGCUCGAUUUGAUUAUUCAAGAUGCCCGGGAGCAUGGCUUGCAUCUGAUACUACUUUGGUUUGGUGCAUUCAAAAAUGGUAAAUCGACCUAUGUACCUCGAUGGAUCAAGCUGGACUCGGAUCGUUUCCCACGCGCAAAGAUCUUCGACGGAAGUACAACGAAGACCACCGAAGUCCUCUCACUAUUUUCCCCCGAAGCAUGCAUUUCAGACGCUAGAGCCUUCGAGAAGCUCAUGUCACACAUCAAGGAGAUUGAUGAGGCGCAUUCAACCAUCAUCAUGGUACAGGUGGAAAAUGAGGUCGGGCUGCUGGGUGAUUCACGAGAUCGAUCGGAGGCUGCCGACAAAGCCUUCGCCCAGCCUGUUCCCCGUGAGUUGAUCGAUUAUCUAAAGACCAACUGGGCUUCUUUGCAUCCUGACCUCCGAUCCAAUCUUGCUGGCGCGGAGCCGGCCCUUUUUGCCAGGACAACUGGUUCCGAACGCGGAUGGUCCCAGCUUUUUGGGCAGAGUGCUUCCACGGAGGAGAUAUUCAUGUCGUACCACUAUGCGCUAUACGUGAACAAGGUCGCAGCUCUUGGUAGGACAGCAUAUCCUCUACCGCUGUUUACAAACGUGUGGCAGAAUUAUGCCGAAGGAGGAUCCUCUAGUGUAUCGACUGUUGCAGCCGGAGGGGGUUCACCUGGCGAUUAUCCAUCGGGCGGCGGGACAAGCAACGUCCUAGACAUCUGGCACCGAUUCGCGCCCAACCUAGACUUCAUCGCUCCCGACAUAUACCUCAACGAUUACCACAAGACGUGCGAAAAGUACAGACACAGUGGCCAACCUCUCUUUAUCCCCGAGCAGCGCAGAGACGGCGUUGGUGCCCGGUCGAGUUGGAUUGCGAUAGGAUCGUUUGCGGCAAUGGGGAUCAGUCCGUUUGGAAUCGACACCUUGGAAGCGCAGGACAACGAAUAUGCCAAACACUAUGCCUUGAUGGCCUCCACGUCUGCGCUCAUCCUCGAGGCACAGCUCCGACCGGCUUCUUCUGUUGGCUUCUACUUUCCACCGCCGCAACCCGCUGGAGGACGAGACACGUAUCAGCCUUUGGUCAAGCAGUGGGACGAUUACGAAUUCACCAUUGAGAGGGCCUUUGUCUUUGGGCACCCAGGUCCCGCCGCCGGCAUGGUAAUCCAUCAAGGCGGCCCCAACUUGCUUCUCCUUGGCUGGGGUUUCCAGGUGCGCGCGCGAUCCCUCGCUAUCGCCAGCACGUUCACAGGUAUUGUGCGAUUUGAAGAGAAGGAGGUGGUGGAUAAAGUUACAGGAGUCCUCAGGACCCUCCGUAGUUUGAACGGGGAUGAGACGCGCAGUGGCCAAUUCGCAAUCAUGCCCAACAAGGAUCCCGACUAUGGCGGCUUUCCGAUAGCAGUGACGAUUCCUGCACGUACUGGAAUUGCGGAAGUCGAGUUUUACUCAUUGGUGUCUUGA